AACAUCGUACAUCUCUUCAUGUGACGUACAAACUGUGCUGUCAUAAAACCAGCAGUCAGGAAAGUCAAGAACCAUACAAUAACAAAAAAACACAAAACAACAUUUUAAAAAAUUUUUUCUGUUUGACUUUGGCCACUAUACGAUUUAUGUCAUUCUCCUCGAUGGUUUAAGGAAAAUGCUGAGUCAGCUCAAGUUAAAUGAAUCAAAGGUGAAAUGGCGUCAAAUUAUUGGAAAUUGGAAUUACUUCAACGUUUAGAGCGCAGAGAUCGGCUGGAAUUCUUGUCUUUUAAAGAUCUCAUAAAGUCUCAUAAUAAGUUAUUUGAUAAUGCCGACAUUCUUCAAUCUAAGAUUGUUCAACUCGAAAUUCAGACUCUUCAAAUGAAACAGGAAAAUGCAGAUCUUCAAGAGAGAGCCUCAAUUUCAGGAAAUAGCUUUUCUUAUAGUUUAAGUGGCACAUUCAACAGUGACAAAGUUCAAGCAUUUGAGCAAAAGAUUUACAAACUGCAAGAGGAAUUGACUGUCUUACAUCGAACCAAAGGGGAGAAUGCGCAAAAAGUGAUUGAGUUGAACAAAACAAUUACAAAGAAAGACAACGAUUUGUCAUUUAAAGAAGCAAAGCUUCAAGAUUCACAUAUUAAUCUUGAAUGUAUGAAAACAGAAACAAAGAGAUUGGAAUCGACGAUUAUGGAACUGGAAGCUACAAAUCAAAUGUUAAAAGAUGAAUUGCAAGCCCUACAAUUGGCGUAUAACUCUCUUGAGAUGAAAUAUGGAAGAGUGCAAGAGGACAAUCGAGAGUUGGUGGAAAGAUGGAUGAUAAAGAAAGCGAAAGAUGCUGACGCGAUGAAUUUAGAGAAUGAACAACAAACAAAAGCUCGUCAAGACAGAUUGAGAAGAGAUUUAAUGGAAGCAGCUAAAGAACCAGUGACUUUACCACCAAGAUCACCGAUGUCAUCUUUUGACUACAAUGGAGAUAACCUAUCUAGUCCUUCAUUUUGUUUUUCUACAAGUAUACCAUCGGUACCUUUACAUAAAGUGAAUGCUCAUGAUGGCGAAGUGAACACGGUUGGUUUUUCUCCCAACGGACAAUUUUUUGCCACCGGUGGAUCAGAUAAACUCGUCAAAUUAUGGAAAAUAGAUAAAACAUGUGAAGUCAUUUCUAAGAUUUAUGGCUGUAAUGCUGGUGUUACGUCCAUUGAAAUUGAUUCACAGGAUAAAUUAAUUUUAGCUUCAUCAAAUGAUUUUGCAUGUCGAGUUUGGACCUACGGCGAUGGUAGACAACGACACACUUUGACUGGUCACGGAAAUAAAGUAACAAGUGCUCGAUUUUUUCUCGAUUCAACGAAAGUCGUAUCUGGAAGUCAUGAUCGCACUUUGAAAAUUUGGGAUCUCAAAACAAGGGCUUGUAGUCGUACUAUAUUUGCGGGCUCGAGUUGCAAUGAUCUAGUGACAACAAGUUUGGCUUCAACAACGAUAAUCAGUGGCCAUUUUGAUAAGAGAAUUCGAUUUUGGGAUUCAAGGUCAGACACAAGUUCUAAUGAGAUUGUAUUGUCAGGUCGAAUCACAUCAUUAUCUAUUUCUCCUGAUCGUAAUACUUUACUUGCUGCAACAAGAGGAGAUGCUUUAAAACUGAUCAAUCUUCGAAUGAGUCAAGUGUCAGGAACACUUAGUGCGGAUGGUUUAAAAAUAGCUACAGAUUGCACGAGAGCCUGUUUUAGUGCAGAUGGUAAUUAUGCAGCUUGUGGUUCACAAGAUGGUAGUAUUUUUAUAUGGGACACAACAACAUUGAAGACAGAGAAAGUGUUAAAAAGUAAUGGUGCUGCAGUUGUAUGUUGUGGUUGGCAUCCUGAUGGACGUUCUUUUGUAAGCUGUGACAGAAAUAAACAAGUCAUAGUAUGGUCAUCCAUGUAAUCCAUACACUCGUUUUGCAUUCAACCAAACAUUACUAUAUUCAAUCUCUCACAAACAGCGAAGAAUGUCUCGUGAAACUUUUUUGAUACGUCUAGUUUUUGAAGAGUUAACAGUGAAAAGUAGAACUCCUAAAAGUGGAAAUAACGUUUUAGCAAUUGUGUAUGAUAUUUUGCAAAUUGAUGUGAUAGCACCUAGAAAUGAAAAUUUUUCAAAAUAAUAUGAAAUGACCUAUGAUACAUA
Molecule: messenger RNA, 2148 nt
Organism: Xenia sp. Carnegie-2017
Lineage: Eukaryota; Metazoa; Cnidaria; Anthozoa; Malacalcyonacea; Xeniidae
Product: autophagy-related protein 16-1-like
Exons: 21
Coding region: 214-1908 (564 amino acids)
Biological process (GO): autophagosome assembly
Cellular component (GO): autophagosome membrane
Molecular function (GO): protein binding
Source: RefSeq, a predicted model, not a curated record